Molecule: messenger RNA, 621 nt
Organism: Lathyrus oleraceus (garden pea)
Lineage: Eukaryota; Viridiplantae; Streptophyta; Magnoliopsida; Fabales; Fabaceae
Exons: 1
Coding region: 1-621 (206 amino acids)
Source: RefSeq, a predicted model, not a curated record
AUGGUUGGAAGUAUGAUUGUUAAUACCCCAACUCUAGGUCCGGUAACCACUUCAUGGGCGUGUUUGAAUUGUCCACUUACUAUUUUCGGUAAGAGUUUUGGGAUGGAUUUAGUAUGUCUAGCUUUUAGAAAUAUCGAUUUUAUCCUUGGAAUGAACUGGCUGGAGUUCAACCGUGGUAUUCUCAACUGCCACGACAAGACGGUGUCAUUUCCAGAUUUUGAUGCAAGUGAUAAGCUGUUUGUGUCUGCUAAGCAAGUGGAUGAUUCCGUGAAGGAUGAGGCCGAAGUGUUUAUGUUACUAGCUUCGAUGAAGGUUGGGAAAAAAGUUGUGAUUGGGGAACUACCAAUGUUGUGUAAUUUUUCAGAAGUGUUUCUAGAUGAUAUCAGUGAUUUUUCACCAGAGCGAGAAGUUGAGUUCGCCAUAGACUUAGUACCUAGUACUAGUUCUGUGUCGAUGGAUCCUUAUAGGAUAUUUGCUUCAGAGUUGAGUGAGUUGAAGAAGAAAAUAGAAGAGUUUCUUGAGAAAAAGUUUGUUCAAAUGAGUGUUUUUCCGUGGGGUGCAUCGAUGUUGCUAGUCAAGAAGAAAGAUGGUAGCAUGAGGUUAUAUGUUAAUUAUAGAUAA